AUGCCCCCUCCUCCGCCUCCACUCCUGGAUCCCGUCCGCGACGGCCCCCCACGACACCCCCUCGCUGACGAGGUGCAUCGUGACCCCCAGCGUCUCCGUGUCCCGGUUCCGCGUCUCGUCGUCGAAGAAGAGCAUGUCCUCCGCCUCCAUGUGCCGCACCUUGGACCCCGGGUAGAUCUCCGUCCCGCCGUCGAAGGCGUCGAGGGCCCGGCGCUGCCUGCUCUCGGCUCCCAAAGGAAGGUGGAGCAGCUUGAGCAGGUCGCGGGCGAGAGAGGGCGCCGAGGUGCGCGAGGCGACGGCGAGCUUGGGGCGGUGGGCGGUCCCCAGGUGCGGGAGGGCGUGGAGGAUGGGGGCGACGUCGGGGUAGAAUGCGAAGGACUCGCCGAGGCGGUCUGUGGCGGAGGAGGGGUUCUGGGAGGAGGUUGGCUUGAGGGGCGGGGAGACGUGGCAGUCGACCCAGAAGGGCCAGAGGGUGUAGUCGAGGUCGAAGAUGAUGAGCUUUGGGAGGGGCAGGGUCGGGUCGCGGAGGGAAGGGGGGAGGGAUUCGAGGGUUGCGGGGAGGGAGGCCGCGGUCGUUCCUGGUGCGGAGGCGCGGGAGAGGCGCCGGGGCAUCGUGAGGGAGGACUGUCUGUUUUGUGUGUUGAGAUGAUGUUGGUUGGUUUGUUUAUUGGCGAGAUGAUCUGGUUUGUCUUUGUUUGGUGGGGGUUUCGUGGUACAAUUGCGACGAGGUGGGGGAUAAGCGAUUGGCGAUUGGGACUUUGGCAGGGGUGUUGA
This is a messenger RNA of Clonostachys rhizophaga, 774 nucleotides long. The record is from the annotation of a GenBank genome assembly. NCBI's taxonomy places the organism in Eukaryota, Fungi, Ascomycota, Sordariomycetes, Hypocreales, Bionectriaceae.